This is a messenger RNA of Lasiosphaeria miniovina, 2140 nucleotides long. RefSeq lists its product as uncharacterized. The record is from RefSeq and is a predicted model, not a curated record. Gene Ontology annotation, biological process: secondary metabolite biosynthetic process. The coding region runs from base 97 to 1815 and encodes 572 amino acids. Gene Ontology annotation, molecular function: acyltransferase activity, transferring groups other than amino-acyl groups. The transcript has a single exon. NCBI's taxonomy places the organism in Eukaryota, Fungi, Ascomycota, Sordariomycetes, Sordariales, Lasiosphaeriaceae.
CUGACUCACUCUCGAAUCUCCAGUGGCACCACUCCACUGGCCAUGCCUUCCUUUUGUGCACACCACUCAGUGCUUGUAAUUUCAUCAAAGAGUUAGAUGGCAGCCAUUCGCCCAGAAAAAGAACAGAAAAAAGAAAGCGCCAUGGCGCCAGACUUUGACCCGCAGUACCUCUCUCCCCUCGACCAGCUCAUGCCACGCGGCUACUUUGGUCAGAUUCUCUGCUUUCCCUCGACCGACCCACGCGCCUUUGAUGUGCUGCGCAAUGGCCUUCGUAGCACUGCAGUCAGCAUCCCCUACCUGACGUCGUUUGUCGUCGAGGACAAGUCGCCAGGCAGCGGCAGCGGGCGAAUACGCCUGUCUGAGAGCGGGCUCGACAGCAUCAACGACAUGCUGGUGUACCGCGACACCAUCGUCAAUGAAAACGAAAAUGACAACGGCAUGUCCGAUCCGGACGACGUCCACGACGAGAAGAACCCCUUGAGUUACGCGGGGCUGCGCGCCGCCUCCUUCCCCAUCGGUGUGCUCAACGGUAGCGUCUUCUACCCCCAGAUCCCGCCUCAUGGUAGCAUUCCCGCGCCCGUGCUGCGCGCCCAGGCUACACGCAUUGCCGGCGGCUUCACGCUGGCCGUCCUAGUGCAUCACAGCGUCUUUGACGGCGCCUCACUAGCCGAGCUGCUCGCGCUCUGGGCCGACUCGUGCCAUCUCGACCCCGAGAAGCACGAGCCUGUCGCCCUCAACCCCCUGCGCAUCGACCGCAAGGCCCUGGUCGAGGACUCUAUGAAGCCUCUCGCCGCGGGGAGUGAUAUCGUGACCAAGCCGUCGGACAUUUACAUCGAAACGCCAGCCGACGCGGCAGCAACCAGUACUGAAUCUUACCAUGCCAUGCGGAUAGUAAAAUACUUUAUCGCUCGCGUGGUCCGCCCCUGCCUGAGUCUUCCCACAGCACGGCGCCCGCCGCCUGUCACCAGUGCUGUGCCCUCGCCGCCCUUCACUCUCGCCACGACGCUGUACCGCGUAUCGGGCGCCAGUCUGGCCGGACUCAAAGCGCAGAUCGGCCGUCUUGCGCCGCGAUUGGGACUGGGCGUCGAUUUUGUGUCGACCCACGAUGUUCUCAGCGCGCUGAUCUGGAGCGCUGCCACACUGGCCAUGACUCCUCCCCCUGAUACUUUGUCUUCUCCCUCUCGCUGGUGGUGGCGGCGGGCUACUCGGGGAUCUGGGACAGAACAAGACGACAACCAGACUUGUACCACGGGCAUGGCCGUCGACGUGCGCACCAGGGUGAGCCCGCCCCUGCGCCGUGACUGGCUCGGCAACGCGUUUGGCGUGGCGUGGGUGGGCAUCCCGCGCGGCACACUCGUGGCGGCAGCGGGCGACGGCGGGUCGCUGGUGCCGCUUGCACGCGUGGCGGCCGCACUGCGCCGUGGCAUCGGCAGUGUCGACAAUGCCCGCGUCAAGCACACGGUGCGCUACCUCGCCGCACAGGACGACGUGGGCGCCCUGCGCUGGCCCGACGUGCGCAUGUUUGACUUUUAUGUGUCGAGCUGGGUGGGCCAGGGAAUCCUCUACGGCAAGGACUGGGGGGCGCGUAGUGGUGGUGUGGCUGUGGAAGGGAUGAAAUGCGAGGCCAUCAGAUGUCUGCAACUUGUCAUACCGUCGAUUGCUGUUAUCCUUCCGCCGAGGCCGAGAUAUCAGACGGAAGAGGGCGGCAACGGCGCUGAUCUGGAGUUUGCCAUUACGCUCGAGGCGGCGCAGAUGGAGCGCUUCAGGGCGUCGCUACUCGUUGCGGCCUUUGCUGAAGUCAUUGAUGCGUGUUGAUCAUCUCAAGGUAAAGGUGAUGAAGGAGGGAAUACUCCGGCCUUUGCGUAGUUGAUAGGCUACAAUCUGGCACUCCUGGGCCAACCCCAUCGGCAUUUCCGGUUCUUGGAUGGGUGGAAAUGAUCAGAUAAUGAUGAGGAAGAUGUUGUUGGGAAAUAUAGAGGGCAAUUUGAAGUGUGGGACCAUUCCUAGCCUCAGGUAAUUAUCACAUGAGAUGUCUCCUAUUUUGCCUUUGUGUGAAGGCUAUUUGAUAAGACUGUGCCUACACUUUUGGAAACAAACCAAACACAGCAAAGGCCUCGUCCGGCGUAUAACUAACUCUUGG